GAUGGCCGAUCCUUGGCAGGAAUGCAUGGAUUUCGCGGUGACCCUGGCGAGACAAGCAGGAGAGGUAGUUCGUGAAGCUCUACAUUUUCCUUCAUCCAGAGCAAGACCCAGCCUCCCUCUAGGCGAUACAUGUAGCUGCCGCGUGUCCUUAGCCGCCUUUGAUCGGGAGUACGGGGAACGCAGGACUGUGGUGGGCGAUGUGCCUGCUCAUGCACUUGUUCAGUGCUGUGUUAGUUUCCUGUUGCUGCAGAGCACAUCACCCUACAACUUAGCAGCUCUAGACAACAGUUUCAUUGGCGAGGAAUCCGUGGCAGCCGGGGAGCAAAGUGUCCUGACCGACAACCCUACGUGGAUCAUCGACCCCAUCGAUGGGACAACUAACUUUGUACACAGGUUAGCCGUCGGACGUGAGUCAGGACAGCAGAUGGAGUUCGGGGUUGUGUACAGCUGUGUGGAGGACAAGAUGUACACGGGCAGGCGCGGGCAGGGCGCCUUCUGCAACGGGCUCAGGCUGCAGGUCUCCCGGCAGGAAGGUAGGUGCGCCGCGCGCGUGGCGCGUGGUCUUCAGGGCUCACGUCGUGCCGUUUUCCAGCAUUCCACACAGACGUGGAAUAACCUCUUCUAUCUUACCAGAUUCUCCCUGCGGCAGCCAGUAAUGAGGAAAGUGAGAGACGUGUCCCUGCCAGGUCGCUGCGGAACCUCCCAGAGUGAUGUCCUGAGGGAGUGCAGGACAGUUCGGAAGCCCGCAUCCCGAGUGCCAGUCAGUCGGGUGCCCGGACUUGAAUGGAUCCGAGGCGUUGGAACGGCAGCUGUUAACAUGUGUCUUGUGGCCAGUGGGGCGGCAGACGCGUAUUACGAGAUGGGCAUCCACUGCUGGGACAUGGCAGGGGCUGGCAUCAUUGUCACUGAAGCUGGUGGCGUGCUGAUGGACGUGACAGGUGGACCAUUUGAUUUGAUGUCGCGAAGAGUAAUUGCUGCAGGCAGUAAAACCUUAGCGGAAAGGAUAGCCAAAGAAAUUCAGGUGGCGCCUUUCCAAAGAGACGAUGCGGACUGAUCCCAGCCGCCUCAUUCGCGGGCAGCGGCGUCCCCUCCCCAGGUUGGCUGACGCGCUGAGGGCGCCACAAAAUUCAGGUCCUCUGUUUCACUUGUGUAGUAGGGUUGGUUUAAAUUGUCUUCGAUGUCCAGAUUAAAAAAUUGCUACUUGUUCCAUAUUUUACUAAGACUAGUAUGCAAGAAUAGAUGAAGUCUUUGUUUCAAUGUUUCAAAAAAUUCUGUGUGUAAGAAUGGACUUUGGGGGAGAAUACGCAGGCAGUGGAUGAGGUAGAUAUCACCGCAACUGAAGGAAUCGAUUAGCAAGUUAGAGUUUCUAAGUCUGUAUGAGCCUCUGAAAUUUUGACGUGUUAUUUGUGCACAUAAGCGUUCUUCAUUAGAAAGUUGCCAUUUUGGAAAAAAUGUCUCUUUAGAUUCAAAAGCCAUAUUUAAUGGGAUUUGUAAGAAGCAUAAGGAACACUGCCGAAACCAAGGCUUCUUUCUUUGCAGACAACCUUGUGCAUCAGCGUACGUGUCGCACCCGGACAAAUAGUCGGCAAUCCAAAAACAAGCGUUGAAAGAAUGAGUGUUUCGAAGGCAGCAGUUCCUAGUUAUAACAAA
This is a messenger RNA of Hipposideros armiger (great roundleaf bat), 1650 nucleotides long. It is a transcript of the gene IMPA1, whose product is annotated as inositol monophosphatase 1. NCBI's taxonomy places the organism in Eukaryota, Metazoa, Chordata, Mammalia, Chiroptera, Hipposideridae. The transcript is spliced from 11 exons. Gene Ontology annotation, biological process: signal transduction; inositol metabolic process; phosphatidylinositol phosphate biosynthetic process. Gene Ontology annotation, molecular function: inositol monophosphate 1-phosphatase activity. The record is from RefSeq and is a predicted model, not a curated record. Bases 2 to 1054 code for a protein of 350 amino acids.